Molecule: messenger RNA, 624 nt
Organism: Cercospora beticola
Lineage: Eukaryota; Fungi; Ascomycota; Dothideomycetes; Mycosphaerellales; Mycosphaerellaceae
Product: DNA-directed RNA polymerase I subunit RPA12
Biological process (GO): termination of RNA polymerase I transcription; DNA-templated transcription
Cellular component (GO): RNA polymerase I complex
Molecular function (GO): nucleic acid binding; zinc ion binding
Source: RefSeq, a predicted model, not a curated record
UAUUCAACACCAUGUCACAUGGCGUUAGUCGGAGGCCUCUGCUUCUGCAUCACCUGCGGUAACCUGCUCGAGAGAGUAGCCUCGUCGCGCUUGGAAAUCUCGUGCGCUGUAUGCGGCAGUACGAAUCAGAACAACUGGCCGCAUCGCAAGACCGAGACAUCGCGAGCGACUACUUUCCCGUCCGCGCUUCGGACAAGGCUGCAUGGCGCUAUUCAAGAGGUGUCGGAAGAACAAUUGAAGAAAGGGCAGCGGAUCGAGCAGCAAUGCGAGAAGUGCUCUGCGCCGGAGAUGUAUUUCACAGAACUCCAGCUGCGUAGUGCAGAUGAAGGGACUACAAUAUUCUACUCCUGUAGAAAAUGUGGUCACCGAUACAAAGAGGACAAUUGAACGGAAGGUGGCCUGCGCCAUAUCUUUCACGAAAGUACACAAGUGCCGAUCAGCAUAUGGAGGAAGAAGCCGUCCAAGGAUAACGUUCGGGAGGUGCGCCAGCGCGAGCAGAAGCAUGACCAGCGAUCUCUCAUUACACACAGCGCGCUCUUAGGUCCGCACUAUAUGAAGCACGAAUUUGCACUUCCUUUCUCUCCCUGCCUUGUAUCAGGCAGCACUAAUCAUGUGUGCACACAU